This is a messenger RNA of Alternaria conjuncta, 1458 nucleotides long. RefSeq lists its product as uncharacterized. The coding region runs from base 1 to 1458 and encodes 485 amino acids. The transcript has 4 exons. Gene Ontology annotation, molecular function: transcription cis-regulatory region binding; DNA-binding transcription factor activity. The record is from RefSeq and is a predicted model, not a curated record. Gene Ontology annotation, cellular component: nucleus. Lineage: Eukaryota; Fungi; Ascomycota; Dothideomycetes; Pleosporales; Pleosporaceae. Gene Ontology annotation, biological process: positive regulation of transcription by RNA polymerase II.
AUGUCGGCGCCUUGGUCAGAGUCCGCCCCGCGAAGGAAAGCCAAUUACAAAGUCCGCUUUCGACAUGGUGUGUAUCCUGAUUUGGAAAGUCAGGCUACCAGGGCCGAUAUCAAGAAGUACGACUACUUCUUCGGUGCGGCGCAGAGAUGGGUUGUGGACUUUGUCGACGAAUCGUCACUCAUAGCUGAAGAGUUCGAGGGCCCCGGAAGUGCUGACAAAAGGAAGACACCAAGACAUCUGGUUCGCUCCAGGACGGCUGAGAAGAUACCACAGUCGGUAUCGAGGAAGAGUCCGCAAGGAAGAGAGCGACACAUGCGCCCGACGAGUCGAAGCUGGAAUGAUCGAGUGCUCAUACCCGCAGCACCACAGACCACGCCUGACCUAUGGCAGCUUCCGUCGCAUAUCCGGCGACACACAAGCCCUGCACCUGGCUCAGUCUCAAGUCUCUCCAGCCUUGACGAGCCCCUGCCGGGAACUUGGAACUCUGAUAUCCCCUCGCCACAUCCAUUCGUUCCAACGAACCAUGCUUCACCGGUAGCAUGGCCGAUACCUGACCCAAUCGAAGCAUAUCUUUUUCGGUUCUGGGUAGAGAAAGCAUCAGACGCACUAGACAUAAUGAGUCCUGCUAGCAUCUUCAAGAAUAUCGUCCCAAAGCUCGCUUUGACAAGCCCGAUGCUCAUGAACGCCAUCUUCAUGAUUUCCGGACAGUGUAUACUGCGCUUCGAUCCGUAUUUCCCCACCAGACCAUACGACUAUCAUGAGAGACUAUUGCAGAGUCUCAUACCGUAUAUUGCCGAGAAGGGACAAAUUGAAGAUGAGGCGACGCUGGUGGCCGCCAUGUUGCUGCGAAACUUUGAGGACUUCCAUGCGGGUACACAAGGACAAUCACAUCUCUCGACGUUUGAACUUUUCUAUGGUCCUGAAGGCUGGGUCUUCGAUAUGUCUAGCCCGGUUGUACAAGCUGCUCUGGUACUCCAUGUGCAUACCGAGGUCAGCCAAGCAUUGCUCAACCAACCCACUCUGCGCAUUAAUUAUGAAAACUUCAUUCUGCCAGCUCUAAUAUCGCCAAUCGAUGAAGUCUCGUGGGGAAAUCGAAUAUUAUGGCUGACUGCGCGCAUCUUGCAGUGGGCGCAAAAGAGCGUGCGGACGAUGGCCGAGUGGCAGUAUCUUCACAGUUUGGUCGAUGAGUGGGAAAGAAGGCGACCCGCAAGCUUCGAUGCCUUCUUUUACCAGGAAGGCAACCCACAUGCCGUUGGAGGAUAUCCGGAAUUGUGGUUCUCUGGCGCUUGUCAUGUACAUAAGUUUGGCACCGUACUGCAGGAUGACCAGGACCGAUGCAAGAUGAUCGAGUUUCUAGAAGAGGUGCAGGCCACAGGCAUGCCGACACGCACGUCGAUCGAGCAUCUCCAAGACCAGUGGAACUGGAGAUGGAACCAUUACGCAGGAGAAAUAAAUUAA